CCAAUGAGACCAGGAUAAUAGCACGUCUGGUUCUAUUUCGACCAAACUGCAAAUAUUCCAGGGGUCAAAGGGUCGUUUCUGGGAUUACUUCCUGGUUCCUGCGGAGAGGAUUAUCCCAUCCAUGCGGCAGUAAGGAAAGAAAACCACAAAGACCCCUCCUGACGUCAGCCCCAGAAGAAUGCACCGCCAAUGAGUAGCCCACCAGGGUUGUAGUCUCUCCCUGGCUGGGAGCAUGUUCUAGAGGGGGACUCCCUGGCCGCCAUGAAAGGGUUGGGAGCUAACCGCAGCCGACACCUCUCCGACUCCUGUGACCCCUCGUCCGGCCCCCCGGAGGCCCUGUACCCCCAGCCCCCCGUCCCUCCUCGCAGCCCGUACCUGCUGAGCCCCGCCAUGGAUCACUACGGCACCAUGGACCCCCACCACUUCCCCUCCUCCACCCCCGGCUCCCUCCCUCCCGACUGCAUGCUGCCCCUCAACAACCAGCUUUCCACCAGCAGCACCUUCCCCCGCAUCCACUACAACUCGCACUUCGACCAGGCCGACUUCUCACCCGGCUCAGUGCCGGGUGGGGACAGCAUCGGUGGGAUCAGCACGGGCACCCUGGGCACCUCCAUGUCCAUGGGCAUGGGGAUGGGGAUGGGCAUGGGCGCCGGCAUGGGUCUGGGCAGGACACCGGUCAUCACCAGCGGCUCGGCCACCAUCUCGGCCGGCGGCCGGAUGAACCGCCUGCCGCCCAACCUGCUGGACCAGUUCGAGAAGCAGCUCCCCGCGCACCGCGACGGCUUCAGCACGCUGCAGUUCCACCGCAGCGCCGCCGCCAAGCAGCGUGCCGACAGCCCCGGCCGCAUUCGUUACCUGGUGCACUCCGUGCAGAAGCUCUUCGCUAAGUCGCAGUCGCUAGAGAGCUCCGUCAAGGGCAACGUCAACGGCCGAUUUGCCAGCGGCAACGCCAAGGCCACCGAGGACGGCAAGCAGGGACGGCGGAGCAAGAGCAAGGACCGGGCCAAGACGGAGGGCGCCAAGCGGCGGCCGCGCUCCAACAUGUCAGGCUACUGGAGUUCUGACGACCUGGACGGGGACAUCGGCAUCAACUACCGCAACCCCGCCGUCGUCAUGACGCCAGGGCGGGCGGGCCCCGACGGACAGGGGCCCAGCAAGUACUUCCAGCAGGGCUAUGGCACUGUCACCGAACACAUGCUCAAGGUCUCCAAGAGCAACAGCGAGAUGGAGUACCCGAUCUGCCCCGCCCUGCCAGGGCCCGGCGGGGGUGGGGUCGGAGGGGGCGGGCCCGGGCUGGACGCUCACUUCCUUAAGGGGGGCUCCUGGUCCACCCUGACCCUCAGCCAGGCCAGGCAGGUGUGCCAGAAAGGCUCGGCCACCAUCGACCGGUCGCUGCUCAAGUCCAAGUCCUGCCACCAGGAUCUGGCAUGCCACUACCUGCAGGUACGGGGGCGAGUGCCCCCAGGGGACUGGAACAGCACCCUGGGCCGGGGCGGAGGGGGGGGCUCCAGUGAGAUCCCGUGCAGACGCAUGCGCAGUGGCAGCUACGUGAAGGCCAUGGCGGACCUGGAGGACAGUGAGGACUCGGAGGGCAGCCCCAAGCCCUCGCCCAAAACCGCCGCCCGCCGCCAGAGCUACCUGAAGGCCACGCAGCAGUCCCUGAGCGAGCAGCUGCCCCCGCGCAACAGGUCCCGGGCCUAUGCAAUGCUGCAGGGGGACCCGGAGAUGCUGUGGUCCCCAAUGCAGAGCAUAUCCUCUCUGCACCAGCUGGGCAGGUCAGUCUGCCUUCCCUCUCUGCGAGAGAUGUCCAACAACCGCAGCCUGGACAACCUGGACUGCAUCGGCGUCUCGGGCGGCUCGGCCUUCCCGCGCUGGGACGACGAGGAUUUCAGCCAGGGCUGCAAUACUCUGGGGAAGAGCAGCUGCAUCAGCCAGGUGCGGGAGAUGGAGGUGAGCCAGCGGUACGAGGAGAUGUGCUCGGAGUCGGUGUUCGGGGAGGGCGACUCGCAGGGCGUGGAGGCGCUGGACCUGCCGCUGCCCACCUGCUUCCGUUCCCGGAGCCACAGCUACCUGCGCGCCAUCCAGGCCGGCUGCUCCCAGGAUGACGACACCGCCUCCAUGGACUCGGACUCGCCCCCGCCCACCGGCACCACCGUCCGCACCUACAGCACCAGCACCAUCUCCACCUGCAUAACCACCUGUAAGAAGACAGCGCCGCCCCCCGUGCCCCCCCGCACCACCUCCAAGCCCUACAUCUCGGUGACGGUGCAGAGCAGCACCGAGUCGGCACAGGACACCUACCUGGACAGCCAGGAGCGCAAGAGCGAGGCCAACAGCCAAUCGGGGCGCAGCAACUCGUCGGACAGCCUCGACAGCGCGCGGGCCAGCAGCCUGGCCAAGGGCCACCGCGGCCCCGCCCCCGCCCCCGCCCCCGCCCCCGGCCCUGCACCCGUCGCCACCCCCCGCGAGCCCCCGCCACCGCCCGACGAGCCCCAGCAUGACGCCCUGAAGAGCGCCAAGGGGACGCUGACCGCCGAGGAGCCCCGAGCCGAGAUCGUGCCCCGGAGGAAGCUCUCUUCCAUCGGUAUACAGGUGGACUGUGUUCAGGCAGUGCAAAAGGCAGAGGAGACCCCACCGCUGACCAGGUUCCAGUCCAUCGGAGUGCAGGUGGAGGACAGCUGGCAGCUCAGCCGAUCCAGCAGCAUGGCAUCCAAACAGGAGACGGACUCCGACACGCAGGACCUCCACAACGCCCGGCCCGCAGAGAAGACCACGGCGAACAGCGCCUGCCAGUCCACCGACUGCCCCACCCCGCCCCACCACCGCCACCCCCACCCCCCGCAGGGCAACGGCGAGGGCGGGGCGGGCGCCCGCCAGCCGCCCAGCUGCACCGCCACCCGCAGCAGCUCCUCCUCCUUCUCGGAGAGCCUGGACCCGGCGCUGGACCCCUCCUCCCUGCCACCGCCUGACCCCUGGCUGGAGAGCGGGAACGGCAGCGCCCCCUGUGGGCCGACGCAGCCCGGCGCCUCCGCCGCCGCCACCUGCCGCCGCGACGGCCACUGGUUCCUGAAGCUGCUGCAGGCCGAGACCGGCCGCAUGGAGGGCUGGUGCCAGCAGAUGGAGCAGGAGACCAAAGACAACCAGCUGUCUGAGGAGGUGCUGGGGAAGGUGCGCAGUGCGGUGGGCAGCGCUCAGCUCCUCAUGUCCCAGAAGUUCCAGCAGUUCAGAGGGCUCUGCGAACAAAACUUGAAUGUGAACGCCAACCCGCGGCCCACCGCUCAGGACCUGGCCGGGUUCUGGGACCUGCUGCAGCUCUCCAUCGAGGACAUCAGCAUGAAGUUCGACGAGCUCUACCACCUCAAGUCCAAUGACUGGCAGCUGACGGAGUCCCCGGACAGGAAGGAGGACAAGAAGCCGGCGCCCCCAGUGCCAAAGAAGCCGUCUAAGGCCAAGCCGGCGGCGGCAGCUCGGGAAAAGGCGGGAGGCGACGCGGACAAGCAGCGGCAGGAGGCCCGCAAGCGGCUAAUGGCGGCCAAGCGGGCGGCGUCGGUGCGGCAGAACUCGGCCACGGAGAGCGCGGACAGCAUCGAGAUCUACGUACCCGAGGCCCAGACCCGGCUCUGAGAGAGGGAGAGGGGAGCCAUGGGGGUCAGGGGUCGGAGGUCGGGGUGGGUGGGACAGUGGGGGUUCGCCCUCACCAAAGGCCGAAGGAACGCGGGGGUAGGCUGGUCCUUGUGGCAGCACACACGGAAUGACUUUGGAGGGGGGGGACACACGAAAAAAGCACUCCUUUUUGCAUAGCUGCCAUGGAAAAACCUCAACAGACUUUGUUAUUGCUAUUAAUAAUAAUAAUGAUAAUAAUAAUGAUAUUAUCUCCGUAACGAUAUCAGACUGUCUUUAAAUGUCAUAAUAUCUUGGAUAAGAGAUCUUCUACCGUGCGGACUGAAGCGUUGCCACGGCAGCCCCUUGCCCCGCCCUCUGCACGCCACUCCUCACAUCCAUUUGCAGACAGACAGACAGACAGACACACGCGUGUGCGUUCGCCCAUCAACCUUCGUCUUCCUGCACUUUUUUUUUUUUUUUUUUUUUUUAGUUCUCUCUCUUUUUUCUGUUUCUUUUUCUUUUGGCAUUAAGCCUUUGUGCGCGCCCUUUGCUCGCCUUCAG
Messenger RNA from Megalops cyprinoides (Indo-Pacific tarpon), 4164 nucleotides. RefSeq names its product discs, large (Drosophila) homolog-associated protein 4b (gene dlgap4b). Gene Ontology annotation, cellular component: postsynaptic specialization; glutamatergic synapse. The transcript is spliced from 14 exons. Gene Ontology annotation, molecular function: molecular adaptor activity. NCBI's taxonomy places the organism in Eukaryota, Metazoa, Chordata, Actinopteri, Elopiformes, Megalopidae. The coding region runs from base 262 to 3624 and encodes 1120 amino acids. The record is from RefSeq and is a predicted model, not a curated record. Gene Ontology annotation, biological process: signaling.